Caretta caretta (loggerhead turtle) is the source of this 2844-nucleotide messenger RNA. It is a transcript of the gene CCDC59, whose product is annotated as coiled-coil domain containing 59. Gene Ontology annotation, cellular component: nucleus. NCBI's taxonomy places the organism in Eukaryota, Metazoa, Chordata, Testudines, Cheloniidae. The record is from RefSeq and is a predicted model, not a curated record.
UGCCGAAGGAAGGAAAGUUUCCUCGGUGCUCGAUUUGUGACGUCUGUCGGCCGGGCGGCUCGGGCUCGCCCUGCCUCAGGUGGUCAGGCUGGCGAAUCGAACACCGAGCAGAGUUCACCAUCUAUCCGCUAGGAGGCGGGCGCUGUUUGGUGACGUGCGCAGAGCGCGACGACGAGCGUGAGGGACCGGAGGAAGGCUGAUGGCACCGGCAGGGAAUACGAGGCGUCGGGCUGCCCCAAAGAGAAACACCGCGGCGGCCCAGGGUCCUCGCCGAAAGCGGCAGUGGCGGCCGGACCCACAGCAGAGCUUUCUGGGGAAUGUUCGGGAGGGGCAAGGAUUUGCAUUUUGGAGAAAGCAAAAGAUCCAACGGGAAUACAAGAAAUUACUAAAAAAGGAGGGAAAGGCACAUCCUCAAUGGAAAGUUCAAUAUACAGAUUCUUACCCAGAGCACUUGAAGCAUCUCUAUUUAGCAGAGGAGGAAAUGCUUGAGAAACAAUCAAAAUCUAAAAGAACUGUAGUUUUGUUAGAACAAAAAUGCAGCACAACAGUAAAGUCACAUACGACUCAAAAGAAGUUUAAAAAGAAAACUUCGAAUCAAAAAGCAAAAGAAGAAUAUGAGAAAAUAAAGGCUGAACGCGCCAAGAAGAAAGAGGCAGCAGAGAAAAGGAAACGAGAAAGAGAAGAAGCUCAAAGGCUCUACAAGCAAAAGAAAAUGGAAACUUAUAAAAUAUUAAGUAAAAGGACCAAAAAAGGACAGCCAAAUCUAAAUUUACAAAUAGAAUUUCUCCUUCAGAAAAUACAACAAAAAACAUAGACCAGAUUAUCUUCUCUUUUCAGUGAAUUAAAUCAAUCUACUAAAUACAUGUAAUGACUGGAACUUUUUAUUGUAGGUGAUUAUUUUUUUAUGAGAAUAUAUGGCAACUGUUUUUGUUUGUUCUGAUUAUUGGUCCAGGAUUGUGCUGGAGAAAGUCAUUGGUCCUGAAAACAUUUGUACUGGUCUGAAAAUAAUAUUUCUAGCUCAAGCAGAUUGUGGGAUAUUGAACCUUUACAGUAAAUGUUCUAAUUAGCACCUUGGUUUAUUCUUCAGUUCUAUACUUGAUUUUUACCAGCCAAUAUCCCAAAUUGCUAGUUUGAGACUUUUUACGUUUUUGAGAGCUGGGAUUCCAUGCUGCUUUUCAGAUGGCAUAAAGCAUUUGUUUUCAGCUCUAGCAGUUCUUGUGUUGUUGGCUGCUGAAAUCAUGUCUGUUGAAUAGAGAGAAACAGGAUGGUAAACUAUGUGAACGUGAUGUCUAAUGAACUUGCCAAGCAGUUUGGGAUCUGCUGAUGGAAACAUGCUGUGUAAGAGCUAGGUAUUGUAUUAAUUAUGUUUAAUUCUGUGGCCAAUUCUAAGAUACCAGUGGAUUUUUAAAUAAAUAAAUCUUUGACCUCAUCAAUGGAAGUAAGACAUUUUGACUACUGCUUGAGAAGUGAAGACAGUCUCAUUUGCAUCACUGCAUUAGAACACUUCCCUUGCCCCUAUUAGGAUAAGAUUUUCCAGAGAUUAGUAUGCUCUCAUCUAGGUUUUUUCAGUUGCACAGAUAAUGUGUUUUGGUCAUUCCACAUGUUAGCUAAAUAUCUUUGCAUAUCUUGUUUAUGGCUCUUCUUCUUGUAACGGAUCGUCCAUAAAUACAUUUGAACUCUAUUUACAUCUGUUUAACAUUUUUCCGUGCUAUCACUUUAAAUCUAAUAGUAAUGGUUCCUUCUACUGAGAAUUUUUUCCUCUCUUGAAAACAUUCAGGCAAAUCUUGUAAAUAUUACGGGCUUGUUUUUAAGUUGGGCGAUGGUGAUGUUUACUAAUGCUAAUGAUAUUUAGCUCUGGGUGUAGCUAUAAAAAUGUUAAUUUUUGUACACUUGCCUGCAGCCAUGGCAGCAGUUAAAAUUUUUUUCAGAACAGUAUGUUCCCAUGUUUCUAUCUUCCAUAGCAUUCAGAAAAUCAUUUUUAAGGUUGUAAUUUUAAAUAGCAACAAGCAUAGUAUGGUCAAUAUAAUGUGGUGCAAUACAAAAAUGAAGAACCUCACUUCACAAGGGUUUAUUACAAAAGUGGUAAAUGUUUAUAAAACUUUUAACUUAUUCCUCCAUAUAUUAAAAUGCCAUGUUUUGAAGUUUGAACAAAAAGGUGCAUUUGAGGUGUAAUUGGUCCCCUUUAAGAACUGUGAGGCAUUAAUUCAUAUCAAGUUGAAAAAAAUUCAUCUCAUAGUUUAAUUUGCAAUAUAUUUUGUGGUAUAAACCACAUUUGUUUAAAAAGGUAUGAAGUUAUUUCUUUGAUCUUUGAGUAUUGCUUUAUAAGUUAGAUUUAUUUUUUUUUUUUUUAAGGGGAUGGGGUGCUUUGAGAGUAUUACUGAAAGGAAACUACCCUCUUAGAUUUUCAUGUGGAAAUUCAGUCCUGUCAGAAUUCUCUCUCCCUGCUUUGACAGCCAAUAAAUAAUGUCGGAUGAGUCUCUACAUCUGAUAAAGAUUAUUCAGACACAAAGGGGAGGAGGGUCUGUUCAUCCAGACACUUGGAUGAAUCUUCAAAUUUGAUCAGUUGUCAAAGCAAAGGCUGCAAAAAUAACUAAGCUGUAGACUCUCUAGAGGGUCCCCUUCUGCACAUCCAUAUACAUAAUUAGCAGUGAGGGAACUUGGAAUUUCUCAUUGAUACCAUUCCAUAUAAGGACGAAUUGAAUGUAAUGGAAAGACUUCUUCAGGCCAUACGCCGUAAGAAGAACCAUCAGAUCUGCAGAUCAAAUUCUAGAGAAAUAUUUAUGCUAUUAACAAUGUAUUGUUAUGAGAUGUUUAGUAUCUUCUGAAAUAAAAGAAUCCUCUUGC